Molecule: messenger RNA, 357 nt
Organism: Laccaria bicolor S238N-H82
Lineage: Eukaryota; Fungi; Basidiomycota; Agaricomycetes; Agaricales; Hydnangiaceae
Exons: 5
Coding region: 1-357 (118 amino acids)
Source: RefSeq, a predicted model, not a curated record
AUGGAUUCUUUGGACGGUAUAACCUGCCGGUGUGGUCGCUUCGCCCCUUACAAGCCAUGUCAAAGCGAUGCCAACGGUAAUAAAGGUCGUCCCAUUGCCAUAUGUCAAGGCCCCAACUCUAAAGGCUUUCAGGUCCACUGGAUUCCUCUCUGCCCUGUACUUGUCAUCUCUGCCUCCCACUACUGCACCAGCACCUUCAUUUCCUCUGCCAUCACAGGCUUCCAGGUCUACUGCAUCCUUCCCUGCCACCUUAUAAGCAAUACUUUACCCUCCCCGGGUUAUUCCAUAUGGACUGGAUGGAUUCCAUACUUCCCCCAGACUUACCUAAGUCCACAUCAGUUCUACAGGAGAAUUUAA